AUGGAUAUGGGAGACACGAUGAUGAUGGGGGGGACUCCAACACACUCCCCCCUGAAUGCUUCUGGAAUCGACUUUUCGAACGAUACUCAAGCCUCGAUGUUCCUGGGAGAGAUCUUGGACGACGGAGUAUUCCAGGUCGAUGGAAACAUGUACGCGAGGAACUUUUGGUUUGGCAUUUGCGCACUCAUUGCGAUUUGUGCUUUCUUCAACGUAACACAGAAGAUCACUUUCAAAAUGAGUGAUAGAAUUCGAGCUGCUGCCGCAAACCGGUUACGGCCUGCCACACCCUCCAACAUGUUCUCGAAAGUGUUUGCUUGCCUUACAGCCAUCGGCCGCGAAGCAACCUACAUACAGUAUACACCAAAGAGCAGCAAGUUCCUGAAGGUCCCACCUGUUGGGACCGUAAGUCUGUUGGUGGUUUACCUGGCCUGGGUUUUAUUACUCGAAUUUGUCAACAACAAUGUCGAGGGGGCGCAACACUAUACGUCUUUGGGAGUUCGAGCCGCCUGGUUGGGUGUCGCUCAGGUGCCAUUGUUGAUCUUGCUGGCGGGCAAAAACAACUUGAUCGGUGUCGUCAGUGGUGUUUCCUACGAAAGAUUAAACGUCCUCCACAGAUGGGUCUCAAGGGUGCUAUUACUCCUCGUUACUCUACACAUGCUCUUCUUGCACGUCUCGUGGAACGCAUACGAGCUUGGUCCUUUGGAAUACUCGACAGAUUCAUGUAUUCCUACCGGCUGGGCAGUGUAUGCAAUUUUGAUUUGGAUGAAUAUCAGCACAGUGGCACCAAUUCGGAACUUCUCCUACGAAUUUUUCGUUGUUCAGCAUAUUAUCACGUUUUUCGGAUUCAUCAUCGCCGUCAUGAUGCACCUCCCAAGUACAGCGCUUUACUCCCGGGUUUACAUUUACAUCCCUAUAGGACUUUACCUCCUGGAUCGCAUAAUGCGGUCUGCCAGAUAUGCGUGGAAUAACGUCCGGCCUGGGAGAGCCACCUUGACAGCUCUCGAAGGAGGUGUGACCAAAGUCUGCAUCCAAAGUAAGGCAAUCAAGAAAUGGAGCCCUGGCUCGCAUGUGUUCCUUUCCAUUCCUAAAUUUGGAAUUGGCCAGUCUCAUCCUGCAACCAUUGCUUCAGUCCCUACAUCCGAUAGUGGGGAACUGGUUUUCAUUCUCAAAGGGCAUCGAGGCUUUACGUCUCGACUUCACAAAUCAGCCACAAGUUCCUCGAGUUCCCUGGCCCCAACAUCAGGCAAAGAGUCCAGUGCUGCUACCUCGACUGUGCAAAUUAGUCAUCUGGCUUUGAUUGAUGGACCUUAUGGGAGCUCACACAACGACUUCGCCGCUUUUGAUACUGUUCUGUUAGUGGCAGGAUCUACUGGUGCCACUUUCACCCUAGCAAUCCUGCUAGAUAUUGCAGCCCGAGCUCAGAAGAUGAAACUUCCAGUGAAACGCAUAGUUUUCCUUUGGAUCGUCAAGAAUACAUCUUGGACAUCCUGGAUCUCAAGCGAACUGACCUCUGCAGCCGCGGCACUAAGAGCAGUUGGAAUCGAACUUUGCAUCCAAGUUCACGUAACCUGCGACGACAACUUCACAACAGGAGAAGAAUACCAAAGCAGUUUGGAAUGUGGCUGUGAGUGCGAUAAGAACUUAGGACCAUGUUGCUGCGUAAAUGUCGACGAGGGGAACGACAGCAUCCGCGAGAUCGUCGACGAGAAAGGCCAAUCCGUCGAUAGCAAGGACAUACAAAUCAACGCCAAGUCUCGAUCACAAUCUUCAAGUUUGAAAUCGGGGAAGACGACGAGGGCCCUUCCUUGCGCAGAGUUCCACAGUGGGAGACCAGAUUUCUACGAGCUGCUCUGGAGUUUGCUGGAGAAUGCAGAGGGCGAGACUGGUGUUGCUGUCUGUGGACCAUUGGGCUUGAACAGCGAUGUGAGGACGACAGUCGUACGAUGUAGCGAUGAGAGGGCUGUGCACAAGGGCUCUGGAGCUCAAGGGGUAUAUUUACAUGCGGAGUGCUUCGGCUGGUGA
Messenger RNA from Hyaloscypha bicolor E, 2022 nucleotides. Its product is annotated as ferric reductase-like protein like transmembrane component. Gene Ontology annotation, molecular function: ferric-chelate reductase activity. Bases 1 to 2022 code for a protein of 673 amino acids. NCBI's taxonomy places the organism in Eukaryota, Fungi, Ascomycota, Leotiomycetes, Helotiales, Hyaloscyphaceae. Gene Ontology annotation, biological process: copper ion import; intracellular iron ion homeostasis; iron ion transport. The record is from RefSeq and is a predicted model, not a curated record. Gene Ontology annotation, cellular component: plasma membrane. The transcript is spliced from 3 exons.